Messenger RNA from Cuscuta campestris, 1471 nucleotides. Lineage: Eukaryota; Viridiplantae; Streptophyta; Magnoliopsida; Solanales; Convolvulaceae. The record is from the annotation of a GenBank genome assembly.
CGGCCGUCCCUCAAACCUCGAAACUCUGUUAAUGCAUCUUUUCUAUCUCUCUCUCCCUCUCUCGAUUGAUUAAUUGUUGGACUCCGGCGGCGGCGAGUAUCGCCGGAAUUGAGUUAAACAGAGGCGACAUUUGCGGAGCACGCGGAUGAAUCCGAUGAAGCGGCGAGGCGGAUACAGAGGAGUGGCGCAGAGCCUGAGAGUGGCGGCGCGCGGAUCAGAACCUGCAGGUGCCGGAAAACGAGUCGACUCGGCGAAGGAGAGGUAUCGGGCGGCGAAAUUGGAGAGGAAAUUGGUGAAAUACGAGGCGUUGCCGGAGUAUUUGCAGGACAACGAAUUCAUCCGAGACUAUUACCGCUGCGAAUGGCCUCUCAAGGAUCUGCUCCUCAGCGUCUUCUCCCUGCACAACGAGACGCUCAAUGUCUGGACUCAUUUGGGAGGAGCUUUGAUAUUUGUGGCGUUGACGGCGAUGAGCUUGACGGAGAAAUCCUCGCCGGAGAAUCUGUUUGCUGCCGGUGUGUUCAGAUUGGAGAGGAUGAAACGCAACAAAUCGGAAUCGAUUUACCCGGAUCAUAAUUAUCACCAAAGGAACCUUAUAGGCUCAUCAAUCACAGACAAUGUGAAUUUCCCCAUGUGGCCUUGGUUCAUCUUCCUCGGAGGGGCAACUUGCUGUCUGGUACUAAGCUCUGUAUCCCACCUCUUCGCCUGCCACUCACGGCGGUGCAACCUCCUCCUCUGGCGGCUCGACCAGUCUGGCAUCUCCCUCAUGGUCGUCGCCUCCUUCGUCGCCCCAAUCUACUACGUCUUCGACUGCCACCCGCUCUCCCGGGUCUUCUACUUCGCCUCCAUCACCCUCCUCGGCACCCUGGCCGCCGUCUCCCUCCUCUCCCCGGCCCUCACCUCCGGCCGGUUCAGAUCCUUCAAGGCCGCCGUCUUCCUCGCGCUCGGACUCUCCGGCAUCGUCCCCGCCGCACACACUGCACUCCUGUACGGGCAUCACCCCCAAGUUGCGGCGGCUCUCUGGUGCGAGAUGGCCAUGGGGGUGCUUUACGCGGCUGGGGCGGCGUUCUACGUCGCUAGAUUCCCGGAGAGGGUGGGGCCCGGCAAGUUUGACCUCGUCGGGAGCAGCCACCAGAUCUUCCAUGUGUUGGUGGUCGCCGCCGCGCUUGCGCACUGCGUGGCCACACUUGUGCUCAUGGAUUGGCGGAGGGGAUUGCCGCACUGUGGCGGUGCUUAAUGUAGAUCUAUUACGGAGCAUCAAUGUAUCCUUAUGUAUGCAUGAAACAUGGGACAUUUUGAGAAUUUACUCUUAAUUAAUUAUGUAUAGAGAGCAUUGUGAUUUACCAUACUUCUUCACAUGAAUUAGUUUCUUCCACCCUUCUAUAGGCAAAUUCAUUUUUCUUAAGGUCCCGUUUGGUACAAGGAAUUCAAAUUAUGGAAUUGGAAUUGACUUCAUUUCCAAUUCUAGUGUUUG